GUGUUCUCAAAGGGGAACCAGCAGCUGCCACAAAUACGAAGGAAUGCGAGGAAAAUUUCUCUUUCACGGCGCCAGGAGGGAAGAGACCCCGACCAGCCAUGCGGCCACAAGCCGGCCGCUGUGGUGGCCCCGUGUCACCGGGUUUGGUGGCCGCUGUCCAGCUGUGAUCCCCAGGGAGGAGCGGCCAGCCCAGCGCGACCUCCUCUGCCCCGGGCAGUGCCAGCCUGCAGUGACAGCACCGCUGGGGAACUGCGCUGGCAUCGGCCACAGCUCGCCCCGUGUGAAGCUGGAACCAAGUUCUGACAAGAUGUGCGGUGCGAAAAGUAAACCGUUAGCGUUUGCUGGAGUGCUUCUCGGCUGCCUAGAAAUGAUAUUUUCAGCAAACACAGCUCCAGAUAUACCUGUUAUUGACCAAGCUUAUUCAAAACUUAGCAACAGUAUCACAGUGGAAUGGAGAGCAGUACCUGGGGCUACUAAUUACAUGCUGACUGCACAAGAUGGAGAUUCCUUUGUUGAAACUAUAGUGAAAAAUUCUCCAGGCACAGUGACAGGACUGAAGCCUGGCACCUUGUACCGAAUCACUGUCAGAUCUAUCAAUUCAGGAGGAAAAAGCCAGCCUUCACCUUUCAGAAAAGUAAAAACAGUCCUGGCUGCUCCGAUUCUGUCUGUUCAUUCUCCGAAGAGUGACUCCAUUGCAGUGAGCUGGAAAGCUGUGCAUAUGGCAGCUGGGUUCUCUGUGUCACUCAUGAGAUCAGAUGGUUUGGGCAGAGUGCUGAAGCAGAACACCACCAAUACCUCCUUGAUAUUUACAAAUCUAGAUCCAGGAACUCAGUAUACUGUCAAGGCUUAUGCCUGGAAUGCCAAUGGAAUGCCUGGAGAUGAUUUCACAUAUAACCAAAGAACAAGUCCUAAUGCACCAGUGGAUGUUAAAGUAGCUUUCAAUAGUGGUGCUUUAAGAGCUGUUGUCUCUUGGAUGCCAACAGAAGGAGCUCUAACUUACAGUGUCACAGUCUCCAGUGGACUCCUGAAACUGAGGUGUAACACAUCUUCUGCCUCCUGCAUGGUGCCAUCCCUCCAGUGCAGCUCUGAAUAUGAUGUGUCUGUCACAGCACACAAUGAUGCUGGAUCCAGUGAACCAACUGAUGCAGUGAGCUUAAAAACGAUUCCUUGUGCACCAGUAAACAUAUCAAUUGAGGAGGAUGAACCUGGUCACUUGUUGGUAUCAUGGUCUAGUGUCAGUUUGGGUCAUUAUUACGUGGUUUUUGUGAAGAGUGAUGAUGGCUUGGAAGAGCACUGCAACACAUCACGUACUCAAUGCCAUUUCCAGUCGGACUGUGGUUUCACUUAUUUCAUCAGUGUCUUUGCAUAUAACAAGGCAGGACAGAGUCCUUUAGGUGAUGUACUCAAUUACACUACUGCUCCUUGUUGCCCAGGUGACUUCAGGGCCGUGUUCGUAUCAAGCGACACGGUGCGGGUGACCUGGGCUCCCGUGCGAGGCGCUGACCUGUACGAGACCCGAGUGGCUGGCGGCAGCGGCGUGCUGCUCUGCAGGGACACGGCCACGGCCUGCAGCCUGUCGGCUCUGCAGUGCAGCACCUCCUACAACAUCACCGUGUACUCCUUCAGCGAGGCCCGCGGCAGCAGCGCCUCGUGUGCGCCUCACUACGUGGCAACAGCUCCCUGCAGUCCUGAAAUUAAAAAUAUCUCAAAGGAGGGUCUAUCUGUAAUCAGUGUGCAGUGGCAACCUAACAAUGAAGAAGCUAUGUACAUUGUCACUGCCAGAGGAGAGGCUGGACUUUGGCAUUGCACAAGCACCAGGAAUUCCUGUUCCCUAAUGGAUCUUCCCUGUGGAUCUGCUUUCUCUGUAAGUGCUAUAGCAAGAUCACCAGCAGGACAGAGCUUACCAAGCUACAGUAUCCCUUUAGAGACAGCUCCUUGUUGCCCUAAUGACCUGAUAUUAACUCAAGUGACACAGUCGGUAACCAAUAUCAGCUGGUCUGUUGGGAGGGGUGCACAGACAUAUGUAACAACACUGGAGUCUCCAAGAGGACAGGCAAAGUGUCACACACUUCAGACCUACUGUCUCCUGGGAUGUAUCACAUGUGGCACCAACUAUACAGUGUCUCUGAGAGCCAUCAGUGAGACGGGUUUGACAUCCAGCUGCACUUAUCAGGGAUAUUCUUCCAGUGCUUGCUGCCCUUCUGGGGUGAAGCUCUAUAGACUCAGCAACAACGGCAUCAGGGUCUUCUGGCGAGCUUCUGAUGAAACAAUGAACUACAAUGCUGAUUUACAUGGCUCAAAGGGCAAUUUCAGCUGUACCCCCAGCUCAGGUCUGAGUCACUGUGAUAUUACCAAGAUACCCUGUGGGGAUGUCUACACUGUGCUGGUGGCUCCAGUGACCAACAAGGGGCCAAAGCUCACAUUCUGUCCUAAGAAAAUAUAUUCAGUCACCUGUUCUGGAAGCUCUGUUGGAAUGGUUAUUUAUAGAGGAAAGAGCAAUGCAAAACACAUCUAGAUGAAAUUCUGGUUCAGAUAAGGAGUCUUUUAUCCCCUGAAGCUGGAAAGACACAUCUGUGCUUAAGUGCAACGUUCACAGCUGCCUGAGGACUGGGAGCAGGAAAGCUGAACACCCAGCCAUACCUGAAACCUAAUCCAUAAUCAUACUCCACAGUGGUCCCUUUUUGAGCCAACUUUGAAAGCAAAAUUUAAAGUCAAUGGUUCUACAAACACAUGUCAUUUAACAGAGUCUUUGGAAGCUCAUGUGUAUAAAGGUAUCCAAAGACAACAAGGUUUCUAGCACUAUUUUCAGCUUGUAAAAACAGACACUAUCCAUUCUGGAAAUUGCCUUUCUUCAGGGAACACAUGUUAAGUAUCUCAGCGAAUGCUUCUGAUCACUUGUGCAAAAUCUCAAGGGAGUGUCAGCUUCAGUAAAUUGCUUGUAGAUGGCCCAAGAUUUGUAUGCUGCUUCUUAAAACAUGAUCUGCAUUUAGUCAUGAUCAAACAAGUCUUUCUUUAGGAAACAUUAUUUAAAACUGCUCUUCAUUAGUUAAUAGAAAGUUGGUUUUAUUUCUCACUUAAUUAAUUAAAAAAAAUUAAACAGCGCUCUUUCUUGAGGGUUCUAUGUCAGUAUUUCUUCUUUGCAGACAUCAUUGCCAAACACUGUCACCAUAGUGUUCAGUGUUUAACUGGGUUUUUAGAGAUUUAAAGCAAUUGCUUUCUUUUGGAACCAAAUCCAA
Messenger RNA from Camarhynchus parvulus, 3236 nucleotides. It is a transcript of the gene FNDC7, whose product is annotated as fibronectin type III domain containing 7. Gene Ontology annotation, molecular function: protein binding. The transcript has 14 exons. The coding region runs from base 44 to 2515 and encodes 823 amino acids. NCBI's taxonomy places the organism in Eukaryota, Metazoa, Chordata, Aves, Passeriformes, Thraupidae. The record is from RefSeq and is a predicted model, not a curated record.